This is a messenger RNA of Batrachochytrium dendrobatidis JAM81, 465 nucleotides long. RefSeq lists its product as uncharacterized. The transcript is spliced from 3 exons. Bases 1 to 465 code for a protein of 154 amino acids. Lineage: Eukaryota; Fungi; Chytridiomycota; Chytridiomycetes; Rhizophydiales. The record is from RefSeq and is a predicted model, not a curated record.
AUGACUUGUGGAGAUAUUGGACAUAUGGAUGUGUGCACAGUGAUUGACCAAGUUUAUGGAUAUCUUGCUUUGAACAAUCUGAUCUAUGAAUGUGUGACUUGUUAUGUUACCUAUUUGGUUUGGCAACCUGUCAGAGAUACUCUGCGUAUCAGCCAUUCCAUUUACAACGAUCUGUGUUCUCCUAGUCGUAUUCAGGCAAUCACAAUCAAGUAUAAUCUGAAUGUGGAUUCACUUUGUUCUGGUACUGUGAUUGGAUUUGGAGCAACUGGUCAAGUCAUUCGACUCAAUGACUGCAACAUUGUUGUCAAACAUUGUGAUUCCUACAACAAUCUUGAUGCAUUCAAAAUGCUAAUCAAAUAUCAAUUUACGAAAAGCUUGCCAAACUCAAUCUACAAUAUGUUGCACGCUAUUAUGGAGAAUGAUACUUUUUCCAGAUGCGAGUGUAUGUUUUGGAUUAUUGUAUGA